Molecule: messenger RNA, 1521 nt
Organism: Necator americanus (New World hookworm)
Lineage: Eukaryota; Metazoa; Nematoda; Chromadorea; Rhabditida; Ancylostomatidae
Exons: 13
Coding region: 1-1521 (506 amino acids)
Biological process (GO): regulation of membrane potential; nervous system process; chemical synaptic transmission
Cellular component (GO): plasma membrane; synapse; postsynaptic membrane
Molecular function (GO): acetylcholine-gated monoatomic cation-selective channel activity; transmembrane signaling receptor activity
Source: RefSeq, a predicted model, not a curated record
AUGAAGGCUCUACCUGUCCUGGUUUAUUCCCUUUUAAUCUACACAUCUGUUACUUAUGGUAAUCAAGAUGCGAAACGGUUAUUCGAUGACCUUAUGAAAAAUUAUAAUCGACAUAAAAGACCAGCCGCAGGACCGCAUGAACCAACAACGAUCAAACUAAAAUUACGACUAAGCCAACUUAUAGACGUGCAUGAGAUUGAUCAAAUCAUGACGUGUUCCGUAUGGUUGAAACAAGUGUGGAUGGAUAGAAAAUUGUCCUGGGAUCCGAAAAAUUACGGCGGUGUCAGCGUACUUUACGUUCCUUACGAGAUGAUUUGGGUGCCGGAUAUUGUCCUAUAUAACAACGCUGACAGUAACUACAAUAUUACAAUUGCAACAAAGGCUACACUACAUUAUUCUGGACAAGUUACUUGGGAACCUCCGGCAAUUUUCAAGAGUAUGUGUCAAAUUGAUGUUAGAUGGUUCCCUUUCGAUGAGCAACAAUGCUGUUUGAAGUUUGGCUCAUGGACAUAUUCGGAAAAUUUGCUUAAUCUGGAAUUACUUGAUGGUAAUGUGCGCUACGAGAAAGAAGUGAACGAAAGAGGUGAAGUCGACAACAUCACGAUCGCAGAAGAUGGAAUAGAUUUAUCCGACUAUUAUCCAUCAGUUGAAUGGGACAUAAUGUCAAGAGUUGCUAUUCGUAGAACAAAGAAUUAUCCCACUUGUUGUGAGGACGGGGCAUACGUCGAUAUCAUGUACUACUUGAACCUUCGUCGCAAGCCUCUUUUCUACACUGUCAACCUUGUGUUUCCAUGCGUUGGGAUAUCGUUCUUAACUAUUUUGGUAUUCUAUUUACCAUCUCAUUCGGGCGAGAAGGUUACGCUGUGCAUAUCAAUUCUUGUCGCUUUGACAAUAUUCUUCCUUCUAUUGACCGAAAUUAUCCCAGCGACAUCGAUAACUUUGCCGCUGAUAGGAAAGUAUUUGUGUUUUACCAUGAUAAUGGUUACCCUAAGUGUUAUGGUAACUGUAUUCUCAUUAAACAUACAUUUUCGAACACCCACAACUCACGUGAUGCCAAAAUGGGUGAGAGUGGUGUUUCUCGGAUGGUUGCCGAAAAUCUUAUUUAUGAGAACACAAUUGGACGAUGAAGACAAUUCGUUAAGAAGAGCCGGUUCAAGGAAAACAUUUGAGCCAACAACUCUGGACGGUAAAAUCCCUUUAAACUAUCAUGAACAUCGCGUAAGUAUGGAUAAAGCCGUAGACGAAAGAAUACAAAGACUUUACUAUUCGCCACAGGUAUUGAAAGCCUUCGAAAAUCUUGUGUAUAUAGCGGAAACGCUCAAAAAGAAUAAUCGCAACGAUAAGAUUGACGAGGAUUGGAAUUAUGUCGCUAUGGUUGUGGACAGAAUGUUUCUGUUCAUCUUUUCGGCUGCCUGCUUAAUCGGAACUUUGGUGAUUCUUUUGCAAGCUCCAACCCUCUACGAUUAUAGGAAGCCGAUCGAUUUGCAGUAUCGUCCUGCUAACUUAUCCAGCCUCCUAUAA